AUUCGUUCUUCUCCAUUCUCCAAGUCGCUUUCUUUCAUCCCUCAACCGCUUCGCCUGGUCAUAGAUGGCGUUCCACCACGCACGGAGUCAUCCCCCCUUUCCCCAGCCUCCAGCCGCAGCACCCUCCCCGGUCACACCAGCCUACUGGGCUGACCGAAUUAGGUCGACGAUGAGAAGCACCAUCGGAUUGGCAACUCCCCCGGAGCCGCGCUCAAGAAACGCUUGGUCGUUCCCCUCGCCUGACUCCUUCGGAAGCAGGCGAUACGAUUGGGAACAGCCAUUCAAUCCCUCUGAAAGCCAAGCAUUGGAUCGGCCCGGCAUUGCAGAGGUAUCCAACCCACCAUUCCACCCUGGCAUUCGAUUGCACACGCUCCCUCCAUAUCCGCCGCAGUCAGUGUUUGAGCUCGUUCCUACCCAUGGAAAGACGGUGUUCAUACUGGGACGGAAUCCUAGUGAACGAGAUGCGGAACGAAGCAGAUCGAAUGGAGGCUCUGACAACAGUGAUGGAGAUGCCGAGAUUGUGACCAUGCAUUCCAGAGUCGUCAGCAAGAAGCACGCUCGUAUCGAGUUCACUGAGGAUGAGGUAUACAUUACAGACCUUGAAUCAACCCAUGGCACCUGGGUUCUUCGAGAUGGCAGCACUGAUCACUUUCUUGGCAAUGACGUUCCUUUUGCGCUGAAGGACAGAGACGAAAUCCGGAUCGGCCGACGAGUACACGGUUACCCGGCGGUUCAUCUUGUCGUCGAGAUGCUCGGGAACCAUCCACGCAUUGCAUCUAUCGCAUCAGGUAGGCUGAGCAAGCCUUUGACUCCUAAUAACGGGACUCCUUUGACCCCGCCGGCAACCAGGCGUAGAAGCACAAACUCGUUCCGUGCGCCCGACUUCUCUGACAUGGACCUCUCCUCUCGUUCCACUUCUCCUUCUCCUGCUUCCACUCCCGUUCCUUCAUUUGCUCCUGGUCUUCGGUCGCCUAUCAUUCUCGACCACGCAUUACCACCACUCGCGAACGAGACUCAUUCUUCAAUACAGAACGCUCCUAGUCUCAUGGCAUUUGCAGACACCGUUAGGGACGAGCUGCAGGGUUCUCUUUUACCGUCCAAUGAAGCCCUCAGAGAACCAAUAAAUGGACCACUCGAUGAGGAUGAAGUGCCGGCCAUUCCGCAUCGAGAUCCACGUCCAUACGAAUAUGUCAUGAAUUCCUCCGUCUUGAACAGACUCGCUGUAGACGAGACCCAGCUUCCGUCCCCUCCUAUUGCGAUUGGAGCGCAGCCUGCGGUGGCUUCAGUAGAGGAACUUUCGGCUGAAGUUCUUCCUCUCAUUAACGAGCUCGAGUCAAUGCUACCUUCCGAGCCCGGCCCUACCGUUCCUUCCUGUCAAUCCAUGUCCACACCACACUCCCCAGCACCCGACGCAAGUCACGUGCAUAGUCCCACCAUCCUUGUUCCGGAGACUGCCAUUGAGUUGCGGACCUUGAGCCAGUUCGAAGAACAUUCUGGGCAUGAUCAAUUCUUGGACAAUGUGGAAAUCACUACAGAAAGCAUUCGAGCACCUCUUGCGUCCGAAAUUCCCCCAACAGUUCUGGAACCAAUCAACUCUGCCAGCGCGUCGAACAAGAGUUUCACUCGACUUCUCACGGAUAAUGCAUCGCAAUCCGUUGCAACAAACUCGGUCGAGGUACUAGACGAUCCCUUAACUAUGUCAUCGGAUGCCUACGUUCGAAGGCAAUUGGUGAGCGGGACCGAGCAUCACGGUAAUCGGGAAGGUACUCGCGACCGUGACAUGGAUGGACGCGUGCGGGAAUUAUCCACCCUUCUCAAUGAGCUUCGUGAACAGACGGCUCAAAAUAUCGAGACUAAGGAUAAAUGGAAGAAAGUGGAUGGGAUUAUGCGCGAAUUACGUCAUGUUGGGAUUAGCGACGGGACGUUUGACAAGAGUCGUAAGCGCAAGAGACUGGACGAGAAUAACCUGGCAGACAAUCAGGAUGAGAAUGAUCGACAAGGGAUCGAACCUGAGGCCCGCUCUUCCCAAGGGAUGGUGACGAACACAAAGGCCGCGAAAGAUGCCGUAGGCGACACUCGUCCUGCCAAGCGGCGUCGAUCCUUCGCCCCAUCCAGCACCGCUCUAGCCUUCGUUGCUGGUGGUGCAGCGGUCUGGAUCGCGCUUGGCGUGGAUUAUGGGAUAUAAGCAGGUGCAAGACUGGCCGUGUACAAUUGCAAUUUCUGCUUGACAUCGCAUUUCCGUUGUAUAUGAAGCAAACCUGUGGCGUCGAGAUAUAUAUGAGGGAGGUUACAAUGAUAGCUACCUCUUAUUCUUCAUCGCAAAUGACAGCUGUAGUGACUCAGCACAUCUACAGAAAUGUUAAAGGCUUGUUGUAUUCC
Dacryopinax primogenitus is the source of this 2379-nucleotide messenger RNA. RefSeq lists its product as uncharacterized. The coding region runs from base 65 to 2185 and encodes 706 amino acids. The record is from RefSeq and is a predicted model, not a curated record. The transcript is spliced from 4 exons. Gene Ontology annotation, molecular function: protein binding. NCBI's taxonomy places the organism in Eukaryota, Fungi, Basidiomycota, Dacrymycetes, Dacrymycetales, Dacrymycetaceae.